Molecule: messenger RNA, 528 nt
Organism: Penicillium angulare
Lineage: Eukaryota; Fungi; Ascomycota; Eurotiomycetes; Eurotiales; Aspergillaceae
Product: Protein kinase domain-containing protein
Exons: 2
Coding region: 1-528 (175 amino acids)
Biological process (GO): protein phosphorylation
Molecular function (GO): ATP binding; protein kinase activity
Source: RefSeq, a predicted model, not a curated record
AUGUCUCCAUGUGUUGAUUCAGCUUUAGAUCGACGAACUAUACAAUCGGGUGAUUAUGCCAGUAAGUUCCCUGCGUUUUCUGGGCGAUAUUUGAUUUCACCAACUCACAUCCCUCUUUUGGAUGAAAUGGCUGUUUGCAAAAUCGCUGCGCAGCUACUAGAAGGAAUCGUUGACAUGGCACAGAUUCAUUUAUUCCAUUGUGAUCUCUCUGUUAAUAACUUUCUUGUUGAUCCCCAACUUAACGUUCAGCUAAUUGAUCUAGGUAACGUCUUUUUCGGUUUAGAUGAACGAGAUUUCUUCGAUAGGAGAUACGCAUAUCUCCCUUUCCAGGAGUAUCAAAUGUCACCCGAGCUACUUGAAGUGGUACUAAGGCCGGAAAACGAGGGUCGUGACUGGCGAGACGAACCCUGGUUGACGUUGCCGAACGAUGUUCGUCGCACUCUCCUUUGGAAAUUUGGUGUCAUUAUUGAUGGUCUUCUUCAUGGGUACUGGCCAUGGGAUAACCCUUCUUGUGGAUGGGGGGGUUGA